Molecule: messenger RNA, 1413 nt
Organism: Miscanthus lutarioriparius
Lineage: Eukaryota; Viridiplantae; Streptophyta; Magnoliopsida; Poales; Poaceae
Source: the annotation of a GenBank genome assembly
AUGGCCGCGGCUGCUUGGACGGGGACGGGGAUAACAAGGUCGUCGUCGUCGUCGGUGUUGCUGCUGCUAGUGGUGGUUGUGGACAACGGCGUGGUGCAGGUGACGCUGUCCAAGCCGCAGGGCCACAUCACCGGCGUCCGCGCUACAACGGCGAGCGCAACCUCCUGCACUUCGACGGCACCGAAAACUCAGGAGGGUGGGUACUGGGAUGUGGUGUGGAACUAUCCGGGCUCUGAUCAGCCAAGAGGAAUGAUCGAUAUGUUGGACAGUACGGAGUUCAAGGUCGUGGUUUCAACUGAGGAGCAAGUGGAGCUCUCUUUCAGCAGCACAUACACUCCGUCACGCCAAGACAGUGUUCGCCUAAAUGUUGACAAGAGGCUUGUGAUGCUGAAAGGCAGCUCCGGGUUCUACUGCUACGCCGUCUUGGAGCACGCCAGCGACUGGCCUGCUCUCGACGUCACCGAGGCCAGGCUCGCUUUCAAGCUCAACACGGACAAGUUCAACUACAUGGCGAUCUCAGACGACAUACAGAGGUACAUGCCGAGCGCGGCGGACAGGGACGAGCCAUGUGGCACCCCGCUCACCUACAAGGAGGCCGCGCUGCUGUUCAAGGGCGAGGUGGAUGACAAGUACGAGUACUCCAUGGACAACAAGGACAACGCCGUCCAUGGCUGGAUCACCGGCGGCGGCGGACACCCCAGCCCCAUGGGCUUCUGGGUCAUCACUCCCAGCAACGAGUUCAAGAGCGAUGUUUCUUGGCACAAUUACGUCGGGAACGACAUCGUGCUCAGCAUCGGCGACGGCGAGUACUGGAAGAAGGUGAUGGGCCCGGUCUUCAUCUACCUCAACUCCGGCCCCAGCCGCGGCGGCGACCUCAGGGCGCUCUGGGCCGACGCCAAGGCGCAGGCGCGGGCGGAGGCCGGCAAGUGGCCGUACACCUUCCCGGAGUCGCCGGACUUCGCCAAGGCCGACGAGAGAGGCUCCGUCACCGGCAGGCUAGUGGUCAGGGACGACACGUUCACGAGCACCUACGACGACGUUCCCGCCCCGACGACGGCGUACGUCGGGCUCGCCGCGCCCGGGCAGGCUGGCUCGUGGCAGACGGAGUGCAAGGGCUACCAGUUCUGGACGACGGCGGCGGCGGCGGACGCGUCCUGCGGCGGCGGCUUCAGCUUCACCAUCGGCAACGUCCGGCCGGGGGUAUACAGCCUCUACGCGUGGGUUCCGGGGGUCCUCGGAGACUACGUGUCCGCUUCGUCUGUGACCGUGACGGCAGGCGGCGCCGUCGUCGACCUCGGCGACGUCGUGUUCCGGCCACCCAGGUCGGGCCCGACGGUGUGGGAGAUCGGCGUCCCCGACCGCACCGCCGCGGAGUUCUUCGUCCCCGACGUGGAUCCAACAGGCUGUUCCUGA